Prosopis cineraria is the source of this 720-nucleotide messenger RNA. RefSeq lists its product as uncharacterized. The transcript has 3 exons. Lineage: Eukaryota; Viridiplantae; Streptophyta; Magnoliopsida; Fabales; Fabaceae. The record is from RefSeq and is a predicted model, not a curated record. The coding region runs from base 122 to 670 and encodes 182 amino acids. Gene Ontology annotation, cellular component: chloroplast.
UUCUCAAUUAUUCUGAGACCAGUAAGAAAUAAUACUUACAGGCCAAUUUAAAAUAUGGGAAUUCGAUUCGUAACCUCAAAGCGAAAUCAGAAUCUAUGGGAAUCACAACUUCAUACCUCGCAUGAAGCAUAGCCCCAUGGCCGUCAAUCUCAGUACCACCGCUUCUCUUCACCCAAAACCUUCCUUUCUUGCCAGGAAACGUAAUUCCGUCCUCAAAUUCUACCCUUCUUCUUCUUCAACCAGAACUCAGGCUCAGUCACAAGGGACUGAGGCUGGAGUUGCAGAGGAAGAUUCCCCUACUGGAUCUUUGUCCUCGGCCCGCACACAGCUUGGUCUCUUGGAGCAACUUACAUCAACUAGCUCAUCAGUCAGUGGUUAUGAAAGUGAUGGCAGCUCUCGCAAACUUACGAUCCGCGAGCAGCUUGCACAGUUGAUAGGAGACAGAGACGACGAUUUCAGCAUUCCUUUGGGUAAAAACUUGAAGAAAGUGAGUGCCAAGUUCUUGACCAUUUCACAAAAGAGAAAUAUAAGGAGACAAGCUUACUUAAAUGAAGUUUCUCAAAGGAAUGAUUCGGUAUUCUUUGCCACCAUAGGAGCUUUUGUGAUUCUUCCACCUAUUAUAAUACUAGGAAUUGCUGUGUUAACUGGAUAUGUACAGCUUUUUCCAUGAUGUAUGUUGUAUAAUAUAAUGGCCACAUAAUAGAAUAUCUUUGAUUAUCA